UCAUGAUUCUCUCCUUGCCUGAAUAUUUUCUGAAUUUGAGUAUGAUAUGCCUUUUUUUUUUUUUUUUUGAUUCUAAUGGGAGUCCUCUGUGCUUCCUGAAUUUUGAUGUCUGAGUCUUUCCCCAGGUUAGGAAAGUUUUCUGCUGUGAUUUGCUCACAUAACCCUUCUACCCUUAUUUCUCUCUCUUCCUCUUCUGGGACCCCUAUGAUUCUGAUGUUUUUCCUUUUUAAUGAGUCACUGAUUUGUCUAACUCUUAAAUCGUGCUCUUUUUCCUUAAUCUCCCUCUUUUUUCCUGCUUCAUUAUUCUCUAUAAGUUUGUCCUCUAUAUCGCUGAUUCUCUCUUCUGCCUCAUCCAUCCUUGCCACCGUGGCAUCCAUCUGUGAUUGCAGCUCAGUUAUAGCAUUUUUAAUUUCAUUCUGGCUAUUUUUGACUUCUUUUAUCUCUGCAGAAAGGGAUUCUAAUCUAUUUUCGACUCCAGCUGGUAUUCUUAUUAUCGUGAUUCUAAAUUCUGGUUCAGACAUCUUGCUUGUAUCUGUGUUGGUUAAAUCCCUGGCUGUCGUUUCUUCGUGCUUUUUCUUCUGGGGUGAAUUCCUUUGUUUUGUAAUUUUGAAGGGAGAAAAGGAAAUAAUGAGGUAGAAAAAUUGAAAUUAAAAAAAUUAAAAUUAAAAAUAUGUUAAAAUUAAAAAUUAAAAACACACACACACAAAUCGAAUAGAUGAUGCUCGAUCCUAGGUGUGUUUUGGUCUGGGUGUUGAAAGUGGUUUGACAGAUUAGAGGAAAAAAAAGGGGGGGGGAAGAAAAAAAAAGGAAAUCCUUUGAGAAUUUGUAAAAAUGAAUACACUGAUGUAGACUAAAAUGAGGUGAUGGGAGUAAAAUAGAAUUUGAAAAAAUAUACACAAAAGUAAAGAAUAUAGUGGAAAAAAAUUAAAGAAAAAUAUUUUAAAGAAAAAUUAAAAAUAAACAUGAAUUGUUUCUUUUUCUGUAGUCAAGAAGAAAAGAAACAAAAAAGGGAAAAAAGAUAAAGAAAAAAAGGAAAUCAUUUGAAAAUUUGAAAAAGUGAAUACACUGUAGUAGACUGAAAUAAAAUGAUGGAAGUAAAAUGGAAUUUGAAAAAAUUUACAUAAAAGCAAAAAAUACAGUAGUAAAAAUUAAAUAAAAAUAUUGUUGAUAGAAAUUGAAAGUAAAAACGAAGUUUUUCUCUUUCUGGAUUCAAGAAAAAAAUGAAAAAGAAAAAAGAAAAAGAAAAAAAAGGAAAUCAUUUGAAAAUUUGAAAAGGUGAAUACACUGUAGUAGACUAAAAUAAAAUGAUGGAAGUAAAAUGGAAUUUGAAAAAAUUUACAUAAAAGCAAAAAAUACAGUAAAAAAUGAAAGAAAAAUAUUUUUAAUAAAAAUUGAAAAUAAAAAUGAAUUUUUUCUUUCUGUAUUCAAGAAAAAGGAAAGAAGUGUAAAAGAGAAAAAUAAAGAAAAUUGAAUAGAUGGACCCGCUAACAGAUUGAAGAAGGACUGAAAUUACUUCGUGUUCUCUAGAAGUCAAUCUAUGUAGCGCCUUAUAGGUCAUAAACUAAGCCGGCGGUGAGACUUGUGUUCUUGAAGAGCGAGGUUGGCCCAGUUGGCCGGGGCUCAGUGUAACGGCUCCGCUCUCCACUAGAUGGCGCUGCUAGCUUCCUGGGGUGGAGUGUUACCGCGCUCGAAGGUGCGUAUGCGCCUGCGCGGGAGCGGUCAAAAUGGCGUCACCAGCUACCCGGUCUGUUCUCCCGGAUCAGCAAUGGCGCUCUCGUCCUCCGUCUUCAGCUCUCGUCCGCUCCCCGCUUUUCCACUCUCCGUGACCAGGCCCCAGGCCGUACCUCGCUCCCGAGUUUUGCCUCGGACGCGGCUGUUUUCCCCGGCCCCUUACUCCCGAAGGACUGCGGCCCUGACCCGCUCCGCCCCUCCGCGGGAGGGUCUCACCGAGCUACGGCGGAAUGUCGGCUGCAGCCAGGAACGCCCGCUGGACCCUGCUGCUGCCGGUGCCCCGAGACUGCGGCCCGAGGCCAGCCCGCCCCAGAAAAAGUUGGCGAGACAGUCUAGCAGCAGCGUUUCGGGGAUGGUGGAAAAUCGCCACACACGUCUGGCCCCAGGCUUCACCCUCCACGACCUUGUUCCAGCACCGGCGAACGUGGCCGCCUUCCGGGGUCUGCCGGGACCAGGUGGCUUCCACAGUCUCCACCAAAUGUCCUUCCGGCAGCGGAACCGCCUUUCCUCGUGUGGCCCGAGCACCUCCCGGACCCCACUCUGUUCCUGGGGAUUCGCCCUUCCCACCAGAGCACCGCCAGCUUCUUCCCCGGAAGAGUCGGGCGUCCUGUUCCUCAGUUUCCCAUUCGCCCUCCCACGUGCACCGUCCUCACCUAAGAAGUGCGAGAAGUGACUGUCGGGCUCAUGUGUGAGUCUUUCUGGGAAGUCUGUCCUUCCCUCUUCUUCCCCUUCCUUGCUCCCCUCCUUCCUUUCAUCCUGCUCUCUCUCCACCACUCGCUUCUGCCUUCUCUUCUCACUGUCUCUUCUGUUUCUUCCCCAAAUACCCAUGAAACUUCCACUGUGACAGUCGCUGCAAAAAUAAAGGGACUCCUGCCCUUAUUCAAGUUCAUACUCUAGACAGACAUCCAUCAAGCCAUUAAACAAAGAAAUGCAGGAGUGCGAAUGGCGUGGGGAGAGCUUCGUGGGGCUACCAGAGUGUGUAAGAGCGGAUUUACCUGGGAGGAGAGGUCCGCGAGGCUUGGCUUGGGCUCGGGAUCUGAAGGAUGAAGGAGAGUCGGCCGUGAAGGUCAUCCCAGAGGGAAGGAAGGGUGUGGAGCCCCGGCGGGGGUGGUGCACGGGGAUGAGGGUUGAAAGAAGGCCACGUGUGGUGGGGACGGGGUGAUGCUGAGGUCAGAGGGGGGCCAUGCUGUGUAGGUUUGAGUUUCGUCUCUACCCAGAGGGUGAUGAGAAGCAGGAGAGGAUAAGCCCAUUUUGUGUUCUAGAAAGAUCCUCUAGCUGCAGCCUGAAGAGAAUACAAAGAGAGGAGGAGAGACUGUUCUAGAAACAUCAUAAUAGCACAGGUAAGAGUUGGUGCUGGAGGAGAAGAGGUGACCAAUUCAAGAGCUAUUUAGGAAGUAAAAUCCAGAACCCAGUGCAAGGUGCAAAAUCAGGGGCAGGGGCGAGGGGUUUCAAGAAUGCAAAGCCGUGGCGGCUGGCUGCCCGCCAGAUUCGUGUUCUCCCUUCUCUAGUGAGCAGCGAUGUCCGGAGCAUCUGGCCUGCCAGGCCCAACUGCGUGUCUCAGCACACGGCAUAACCGGCUGAGCUGAGUGACUGAUUCUCCCCGGUGGGACGCGAACACAGUGAUGGGUCAAAGCUUGCGAGAAGCAGGGGGACCUCACCCGUCUAGGAUUGUGAUGCCUACGGCACGGAGGACGCACUAGACGCAAGGAGUCUGGGCGGGACCGGGAGGAAACUCCAUGUAUGAGAACCCCCUCGUGGGAGGGCGGGCUGAGCAGACUUAGGAGCGGGUGCCACGGAAGGAAUGUGAGUUGGUAGC
Messenger RNA from Acinonyx jubatus (cheetah), 3547 nucleotides. RefSeq lists its product as uncharacterized. The transcript has 2 exons. Bases 1649 to 2404 code for a protein of 251 amino acids. NCBI's taxonomy places the organism in Eukaryota, Metazoa, Chordata, Mammalia, Carnivora, Felidae. The record is from RefSeq and is a predicted model, not a curated record.